This is a messenger RNA of Bicyclus anynana (squinting bush brown), 2241 nucleotides long. It is a transcript of the gene Galphaf, whose product is annotated as guanine nucleotide-binding protein G(f) subunit alpha. Gene Ontology annotation, biological process: adenylate cyclase-modulating G protein-coupled receptor signaling pathway. Gene Ontology annotation, molecular function: GTPase activity; G protein-coupled receptor binding; guanyl nucleotide binding. The record is from RefSeq and is a predicted model, not a curated record. The transcript is spliced from 9 exons. Gene Ontology annotation, cellular component: heterotrimeric G-protein complex. Lineage: Eukaryota; Metazoa; Arthropoda; Insecta; Lepidoptera; Nymphalidae. The coding region runs from base 1 to 1161 and encodes 386 amino acids.
AUGCGCCUGCUGCCGUGCAUGAGGAGCUACAAUGAGAACGAGAGUCACUCGAAGCAGAUCGACAGAGAAAUCAAACACUGGAUACGCUCCUACAACGAGGCCAUCAAACUGUUACUGCUGGGCACGGGCGAGAGCGGCAAGACCACGAUACUGAAGCAGAUGAAGAUACUGCAUGUGCAGGGAUUCACUGCCACCGAAAGGUCCGAAAAAGUUCUCCACAUAAGGCAAAACACUCAUGAAUCAAUUUACGAGAUCGUUCGGAACAUGUCCCCCUUGAGUAUUGCGCUGCAGAAUCCCAAAAAUAUACGAUCACAACAGUACAUUUUAAAAAUUGGUGCAGAUGGACCCACGGAGUAUACUGAGGAUUAUUUCGACCACAUCAGAACAUUAUGGAAAGAUCCAGGAAUAAGGGAAUGCUUUAAAAGAUCCAAUGAAUAUCAACUAAUAGACAGUGCAGAAUAUUUCUUGGACCGGAUAGAUCUCAUAGCUAAGUCUGAUUAUAUGCCUUCUGACGCAGACAUACUACGAUGUAGACAGAAAACGACAGGCAUUCAGAAAAUUGAAUUUAAAGUUAAGGUACCAAAAUCAAUGCACGGCGGAAUUCAAGAGUUUUGGAUGUUCGACGUCGGUGGUCAGAGAGGAGAGAGAAAGAAAUGGAUACAAGCGUUCGAAGGUAUCCACGCGAUCUGGUUUCUAGUAGCGUGCAGUGACUUCGACCAAACCCUACGCGAAGACCACUCGCAGAACCGGCUCAAGGAGUCGCUGGCUUUGUUUGAGGAUGUUUGGCAUAGCAGGUUCCUGCUGCAGGCGGGGCUGAUCGUGUUCCUCAACAAGCAGGACGUGCUGGAGCGCAAGCUGCGCGCGGGGCGGCGCCUGGCGGACCACUUCCCGGCCUUCGCGCACUUCGCGGCGCCGGGCGACGAGUGCGCGCGCGCCAAGCUCUUCAUACGCAGCCUGUUCGCUGAACUGACAAAGAAGCGUCGGGAAAAGCGCAAGCUGGCAGCGUCGGCAGAACGCUUCGUAGUGCUGGAGGCGAGUCGACCGCGCGAGUGCUACUUCCACUUCACGACAGCCACCGACACUGACAACGUGCGCGCCGUGUUCCGCGACGUGCAGCAGAUGCUGCUGACGCACGCGCUCGCCUCCGUCGGCGUGUAUUAGACGUCUAGAACACUUCUCCACUUCACGACAGCCACCGACCGAUUUCGCCAUGCGACAAGUCGCCACUACAUUCACCGGUCGACAAAUAUAGCAAGCGACUUGCUUCCCGGGCAACACAAUCACUAGCACAGUGUCUUCGCCAGCGAAGACGAGGUCCCCGAUAUCUAACGUCAUCGGGACGUGGGUUUACUAACUCACGAUCUCGGGGGCGUCCGGACUAAUUCACUCAGGUCACGGUUACCCCCUCCCGAAUGGCCCUCUAAGCCGAGGUCCGAGUCUCAUAGGAGACGCCCUUAGAGAGUCGUUCCGUCCUCUAUCUUUAUUUCAGUCUUCGGGUCUCAUCAGGCGAUGCUUCUGCGCUCGCCCAACCCCCCGGUGACGGCGUAGUGGUCCCACAUGGAGCUAUCGGCACUUACUCAACAUGAAAAAAAAACAAAAAAAUAGCAUGGGACUUUGUCAUUUCCAAAGUGUUGAGCAGAGCGUAUUAAACAGAAACACAGCGCAAAACACAUCACAAUCGGCGGGCGAUCGUCUUCAACUAGCCAUUUAAGAUGGUCGAUUUGAAUCAGCCAUCGCAUGCGACUUAUAACCGCACGGCAAGUCGGAUGACGUCCAACAUUAUGGCCUGCGAUUUUAAUCACUGCUGCGUUGUUGAAUUAUCAUGUAGAAUAUGUUGUAUUUUCUACCCUGCGGCGAAAAUUGACCCAUGUCCCCUGGAUGUCAAGAAAACUUCGCGGUACUGGCGGCUUACCACAAACUUUUGCAAAACCAUCAAGAUAUAUUCUGUCGAUCUUAUAAUUAUAAGGGCAUAAUUUCACCUCAGUGAAAGUGGGACGGAUUGAGUGAAUGGAAUGAUCGAUGACGUCCAAAAUCGCUACAGGAAACAAUCCUGCGAUACGAUAAUUAGCCCUCGGGGUAUGAAAUGUCGAAACAUUAUGGAAUCGCUACGGAUUUAAGAGCUUGUGGUAAGGAACGUGAGGCGACACGACAUUCGACGAUUCAACUUCACGACAGUCACCGAUACUGACAACCUGACCCGUAUUCCGGGCAGCAGAUCUGUCGGCAUUAAACAUCAUAAGA